Molecule: messenger RNA, 656 nt
Organism: Cokeromyces recurvatus
Lineage: Eukaryota; Fungi; Mucoromycota; Mucoromycetes; Mucorales; Mucoraceae
Exons: 1
Coding region: 283-510 (75 amino acids)
Source: RefSeq, a predicted model, not a curated record
GAAGAACCGAAAAUAGUUAACUUUACACAUUGUUACACUCUUUUCUAAAGAAAGAAGAUUAUCUUCGUAAAAAAAAAAAGAAAGAGAGAGAUUUUAUUGUUUAAUACUAUCUACAGGGAUUUUUAAGGGAGAAUAUAUUACACAUAUUUAUUAUACAGUCGGUACUAUGGAUAUUGGCGGUUAAAAAAAAACAAAUUGUCGAAAACCAAAACAAACACUUUUUCCUACGAAGAUGGAUUUGAUAAUGUUUUCGAUGAACAUGGUUAAAAAGUUUAUGACCCAAUGGAAGGUGUUUUAACUGAGAUUACGAACCCAAACAUUGUGCUGGAAACAAUAACAAGUCGAAAAAAAAGCUAUUCAGCUAAUAAACCUGUUGAAAAAGAUGUCGUAGAAGAAACGACUAAGCAUUCAAAGGCUCAAAAUUCGAAUACUAAGACAACUACUUACAAUACCUACACUGAUUUUCAAAGGGAGCAGUUCAUCGAUAAAAUGAGUGAAGCCCCUUUUUGAAAAUGGCAAUAUCACCAAAUUUGUCCAAGAGCUAAAUAUCAACCCACGUACGGUAGAAAGAUGGUGGAAGUCCUACAAAAAAAACGAGGGAGGGGAGGAAGCACCCUAAAAAAAAUCUAAGAGUAACAACGGACCAAAAUCUUCCA